AUGCAGUCGCCUAGCAACCAUCCGGCAUCAAAGCAUCAAAACGCGGCGCUGCAUCUGAAGUCUCCCUGUCGCGGCGUUCGAAGCUGCGCGCCCUCCCACGCCCCUCUCCCCCUUCUCCCCCCCUUGGGUGCCAGGCCUGCUAGCACCAUGUUGUACGAGAUCCUGGAGAUGGGGCGGCGGAAAAAGGCCCCCCCGCGCCACAUGUAAGUUGCUGCAGCAUCCCCUGCCAGGGGGCUCUGCGGGAGUUGGCUUUGCAGAGGCAGCCCCCCUUUCCAUCCCCCCCCAGGAGUCAGGAGAUAUUGAUUUUAAAAGGCCCCCAGAUAUUCAGCCCACCCUUGUGCCAGGAGGGUGCCAGGGCUGGUUUCAAGAAACCGUGCAUGAAGGGUAUUGUGGCAGUGCUGGAUUUACAUACUGUAUAAGCUAAACAAGCUAUAGCUUAGGGCUCCACUCUCUUGGGGCUCCCCCCCCAAAAAAAAUUCACUCUUAAUAUACUUCUUCUUAAUCAUAGAAUCAUAGAGUUGGAAGAGACCACAAGGGCCAUCAAGUCCAACCCCCUGCCAAGCAGGAAACACCAUCAGAGCACUCCUGACAUAUGGUUGUCAAGCCUCUGCUUAAAGACCUCCAAAGAAGGAGACUCCACCACACUCCUUGGCAGCAAAUUCCAAAUAAUCGUAUUUCGGUUCAACAAUUACUUUGAUAAAAUACAUAUUUUGUUAUGUGCAAAUGGCUUUAGAUACCUGUUAGGUCCAUAAAUUACCAUAUAGCAUAUAUUUAACACAAAAAACAGCAACAAAUUGUUGUUGACAAAGGACAGCUGGACAUAUAAAGGGCCCCAUUACCUUCAGUAGCUUAGGGCCUCAUCAAACCUAAAUCCGGCCCUUACUGUGAUGAUCUCCGCAAAAAGGUCGGUGAUCACGGUUUUAAGAGCUUUGAAACUUUGCUGUUUUCAAAUAAUAAUAAAAAUUAAAGCUUUUAAAUAAUCUUUAAAAGUUUGCUGCUUUCAAAAAUAACAAGAGAAACCUGCCGGAGCUUCUCGGCCCUGAAGAGCUCUAGGAGAGGUAGGUUUACAGCGUCUACUUAGAAGUAAGUCACAGUGGUUUUAGUUGGGGCUUACACCAUUGUAAGUAGAGGACCACAGCUUCAGUGUUUCCUGUGUGCAGUGGCAUAAAAAGGCAUCACUUCCUGAAUCUCAGCUGCUUUCCUGUUAGCUGUUAAAAGGCUCCAAAGUCUUGCUUGAUUGUAGAGAGGUGGCCGCUCUGUUUUCCAAAUCUCCAUCUCUCCUUCCAACUAAUAAUUCAAAGUAUUCCUUUGGUCAUAUGUCAUGAAGCAGUAUUGCAGUCUUUCUGCAUUGUUGUUGUACUGUACCUACAACUUAUUGAAUAAUACAAAAAACCACUUUUAAAGCUGUUUUUAAAAUAAGAUUAUAUUUUCAUGUAUAAUUGUGUUACUUCUAAGCACAUACAGUGGUGCCUCGGUUUAAGAACAGCCCUGUUUACGAACUAUUUGGUAUACAAACUCCACAAAACUGGAAGUAGUGUUCUGGCUAGCGAACUUUAUCUCCGUCUGUGAACAGAAGCCGAACGGUGGAAGGGCACCGGUGGCGGGAGGCCUCAUUAGGGAAAGCUCACCUGGAUUUAAGAACGGCUUUGGUUUAAGAACGGACUUCCGGAACAGAUUAAGUUCGUAAACCGAGGUACCACUGUACUAGUUUCUGACACGGCUUUUGAUGGGCAUCAGGUAAAAAAAUUCAAGUGUAUUCCAUGGUGGCAAUGUUCCUAAGCCAGGAAUGCAGUUGCAGAAAUAAUUUUGUUUUGUUCAAGAAAUUUAUACCCCGCUUUCUACAAUUUGUCUCAAAGCGGCUUAAAAGAGUAGAGCAUAAAAUACACAGAACUUAAAACAUAAGCUAGAAUAUCAGAAGACGGCAAAUGCUGGAACAGCGUUCAUAUUCCAAUAGUGAAAUAAAACCAUUUUAACCUGGCACCUGAAACAUAUCAGGGACUGUGCCUGCCUGAUUUGUAGUGGGAGGGAGUUAGGCCCACAGCAAUAAAGGUACCUUACUCUUGCUGUAACAGGCUUUGCCUGUAUUCCUAUCCCCCAGCUCUCACACCAAAGCCAAAUCAAAGCCUCCGUGUUUUGUCUUCACAACAAGUGAAAACAGUGCAAGUAGUCCUCUGAGGAUAAUUUGGGGCAAAUGGUUAAUUGCUUUUUUAAAAAAACAAAAACAAAACCCUCAUUAUUCUCCCCCCGCUCACAAAAGCAAACUCCUAAAGCAACCUAACAGCAGUAAAAUAUACCCAUACUAAAACCAAACUCACAAAACGUAUUAAACCUCCAUCAGGUGAUACCGAUUUCAUAAAACCAUUUAUAUUUUUCUUACCAAAACAAACAAACAAACAAACAAACAAACAAACACAUACCUUCCACUUGCCCCCAAAGCUUUCUAGUACAUAAAAUAAAAACAAACCCUUCUAGUUCGUAAGCUAGAACAGAUGCACUCGGUUAUUUGAGACCAAUUUUCUUCGCUCACAAGAGCUAUGAAAAAUGAUGCAGCUAUCUAACCCUUGGCAUUGUCCACCCAGGCAGCUGUUCCCAAAUGAACAGCAUGUCAUGAUAGGCAACUGUCAGAAGGCCGCUGCUGGCCACCCAAACUCCCUGCUCGCAGUGAGUAAUGCUCUUCUGUCCCAGAGCAUGUCUCUGCAUCAGCUGUGAUUGGAUAAUCCAGUCACAUCUGGUGCAGAGGUGCAGCAGAAUUGCUUGUCAUCAGCAGGGGCUGCCUGUUUCAUCUCUCCAUGAGUCCCUCCUCUUAAUAUUUCCAAAGAGGCAUGCCUGGGUUGGCGUCAGGGGUCAGGGAUAAUUCUUCUCUUCUUGCCAUCCUUACCUGUUCUUCUCUCCCUCUGGCCGAGAGAACAGGUAACAUGGGCAAGGAAAAGAAAUAGUAGCUGCUUCUGGCUCUUCAAGGAGAGGGCAUUUAGAGCUGCAUGCAGAAAGGCUGAAGUCAUUGCUUUUGUGACUUGGGACAAGCUUCUUGCCCCGUGGCCCCUGAAAACAAAGUGAUAAAUGAAAACUGGGGCUUCCCUCUUUCCUGCACGGACAAAUGCCCCUCUCUGUCCUCAUGCAGCAGCAGGACCUGCCUACCCAUGAGGCAAGAGAUCCACCAGGGCAGCAGAUCCCAGUGUUCUGAUGUUCCUGAUGUAGAUCUUCCUGGUAUUCUUCUUCUUUGGCGAUCACUCGUAGUCAAGUAAGAUUGUCUUCCAUAAACACGGUUUUAAAAGUGAGUCUGUAAGUGACUGUGGAGGCCAAUUCUGGAUCCACAUGUCCUUCCACAGUGGGACCAUAGGUUUCCAGGCGGGAGUUGAUCACGGUGUGGAUUUGCCAAACAUACCUUCCUCUUAGCAUGUUUCUCCCUUACGUCCUGAGUUUGAGCGUCUUCAAAGUCCAUGACACCUUUGGUAAAGGCUGUUCUCCAAUUGGAGCACUCGCAAGCCAGUGUUUCCCAGUUGUUGGUGUUUAUACUACAUCUUUUUAGAUUUGCCUUGAGAGAGUCUUUUGUUGACCACCAGCAUUACGCUUUCCAUUUUUAAGUUUGGAGUAGAGUAGUUGCUUUGGAAGACAAUAAUCAGGCAUCCGCACAACAUAACUAGUCCAAUGAAGUUGAGGUUGAAGAAUCAUUGCUUUGACACUGGUGAUAUAGAUCUCCCCUCACCCCUCCAAUCUGGGACUCCAAUCUGGGGUCCACCUCUUGGACCAGCCUUGACUGAAAGUCUGUUCUAUCCAUUUAGAAGAGUCCAGAAACCCUGAAGUAGAAAGCAGUCCUGCGCAUGCACACACACAUGCCAAAGCACAUGGCAUAUAUAGAUAGAUCUAACAAUACGUUCAAUAUCUUGAGAGCUUAUUGACCUUGAAUGGUGCUUGAAAACUGCCUUGUAGUAGGGCCCUUUGGAGACGACAUCACUAAGUGCCUAUAAAAUGCAGGCCGGGGGCAGUGGAGUGGGGAAGAGGUGGGGGUUUUCAGCUGAGAAGCAGGCACCAGGAGCAGAUAUGGGCCAUUAUUCGAGGAUGCUAUCAGGGGUGAGGAGGAAAAACCCAUUAGAGACAAGGUGAUGGAGAUGCUGAGUCGACCCUCCAGUGUCAGAGCUCAAAGGGAGAUGGGUCGUCUUUGGCUUGACUUCCCAGCAAGCCGUUAAUAAAUCUGGGAGGAAGGGCUGUUGCUGUUGGAGGGGAAGGGUGAGGAACAGGAAUGCGAAGCCUGGCAAGGUGGAAUGUUGAGUGGGGACAGGCUCGCCCAUUAAUUUUAGAAUGAGCCCUUCCUGAACAGCCGCUUAUCGAGAACGAGGUAUUUCGGACGCCCAGUUGCUGGAAGGCCGCAGACAAGGCACGGCAGACUCGGAGCAGGAAAGAGCGCAGGAGCUAAGGGUGUGUUCUUAUUUCUGUCUUGGAGUCCAGCAAAGUGCUCCUUCCCCCUGCCUGCUACAUGCACUUCACAUCGGUUCACAUCUGUAUGGCUUUGUUUCUGAUUGCAUACACCAAAAUCAACAAUAAAUUUACAGCAGCGAAACAAACGUUAAACGCAUCGCAAAUCGGUAGAUCAGAUUUAUGAAACCUAGACAGCAUCUUAAAAAGCAGAGACAUCAUCUUGCCAACAAAGGUCCGUAUAGUUAAAGCUAUGGUUUUCCCAGUAGUGAUGUAUAGAAGUGAGAGCUGGACCAUCAAGGAGGCUGAUCGCCGAAGAAUGGAUGCUUUUGAAUUAUGGUGCUGGAGGAGACUCUUGAGAGUCCCAUGGACUGCAAGAAGAUCAAACGCAUCCAUUCUGAAGGAAAUCAGCCCUAAGUGCUCACUGGAAGGACAGAUCCUGAAGCUGAGACUCCAGUACUUUGGCCACCUCAUGAGAAGAGAAGACGCCCUGGAAAAGACCCUGAUGUUAGGAAAGAUGGAGGGCACAAGGAGAAGGGAAUGACAGAGGACGAGAUGGUUGGACAGUGUUCUCAAAGCUACCAGCAUGAGUUUGACCAAACUGCGGGAGGCAGUGGAAGACAGGAGUGCCUGGCGUGCUCUGGUCCAUGGGGUCAUGAAGAGUCGGACACGACUAAAUGACUAAACAACAACAACAUAGCUGGAUCACCCUUUGGGGAAAGCCUGAGUGGACAGGUGACUUUUCAGUAGGAACCUUAAUGCUGAUACUGGAUGCCAAUAUAUACACCAAUUAACACAAGAAACGUUGUUUUCCUUGCUUGCUAGCUAUGCUAUGUUACCAAACUCCCAUUACAUUUCCCACCUACUCUGUUUUAUUUCCGUUUUACCUCGCCCGUAUUGCUCAAAUGCAUAUUGCAUUUGUUGUUGCAAUUAUACUGUGAUGGAGAGGCAUUUUUACUAAAUAUCCAUGCACUUUAAAAAAACGCCUGCUGUUUUAACUUGAGGGAGAUAUCCACACUUUAGAGCUUCAGAAGUGGUUUUUAUGUGUGUGUUUUUAAAACCAGCGUCAUUUCCAGGGUAGUAAAUGCUGUCCUGCUUUCUCAUAUUUUUUUCAGCCCAGAUUCCUACAGAGUACUUAAUCUCGAGUUCCCAGAAAGGAAUAAGGUGCUAGCUAAAACCGAAGAGGAACAUACGCCAAAGGAACAGCAGUAUAAGCUGGAGUGCCGUAAUAACCCUCAGCCGAUACACGCAAAAUGCAUUAAGCUGAAUACCAAGUUUUUAAAUAAGCCAAUAUUGUAUAUGGACACAGACAGCACAAAAUCAAAGCAGGUGAGGAUGGCUUAGUGAAAGUGAGAUCGUGGUCCAGUUUAGCCACAGUGCUAAACCCAGACUGGGGAAUCUUAGGCCUGAGGGCCAAAUGUAGCCCUCUUGGUUUCUCGGUCUGGCCCUCAGGACUCUCCCCAGGCCACAACCCUCACUGGUCCUGCCCUGUACCCUCAAAUACGUUUUGCCUGGUCCAGCCCUGUACCCUCAAAUAUCUUUUGCAUUAAUAAUAAUAAUAAUAAUUUUUUAUUUAUACCCCGCCCAUCUGGCUGAGUUUCCCCAGCCACUCUGGGCGGCUUCCAAUCGAGUGUUAAAAACAAUACAGCAUUAAAUAUUAAAAGCUUCCCUAAACAGGGCUGCCUUCAGAUGUCUUUUAAAGAUAAGAUAGCUACUUAUUUCCUUCACAUCUGAAGGGAGGGCGUUCCACAGGGCGGGCGCCACUACCUCUGUCUGGUUCCCUGCAACCUCACUUCUCGCAAUGAGGGAACCACCAGAAGGCCCUCGGCGCUGGAUCUCAGUGUCCAGGCAGAACGAUGGGGGUGGAGACGCUCCUUCAGGUAUACUGGGCCGAGGCCGUUUAGGGCUUUAAAGGUCAGCACCAACACUUUGAAUUGUGCUCGGAAAUGUACUGGGAGCCAAUGCAGAUCUCUCAGGACUGGUGUUAUGUGGUCUCGGCGGCCGCUCCCAGUCACCAGUCUAGCUUCCGCAUUCUGGAUUAAUUGCAGUUUCCAGGUCACCUUUAAAGGUAUCCCCACAUAGAGCGCAUUGCAGUAGUCCAAGCGGGAGAUAACUAGAACAUGCACCACUCUGGCAAGACAGUCCGGUUUUUGUGUACAAGAACCACAAAUUUCUGCAGGAAGGUAACUGGCACAUCCAUUUGCUUUUAGAGCCACCUGCCAUUGCUAUGCGGCCCCUGGAAGCUUGCCCAUGAGGCAAAGUGACCCUUGGUCUGAAGAAGGUUCCCCACCCAUGCACCAAAGCAUGAUUUCGUCAGAAGGGGCGGGGGGAGAAUUUUGGGAAUUAUAGGAGCAGAACUACCUAAAUUGUAUAGAAAUUUAUUUAUGUGUGCUACUACAGCAGCAAGAAUGCUACUUGCACAAAUGUGAAAAGGAGCGGAAGUCCCGGUAAAGGAAGAAUGGAUACAAAAACUUAUGGAAUAUGCAGAAAUGGCGAAACUUACCGGAAGAAUAAGAAAUAAAGAUAGCAAACUUUUUAUAAUAGAAUGGAAAUGGUUUAUUGAAUAUUUACAGAUAAAUUGUAAACAGAUAAAAACAUUAGCAGGAUUAUUGUAAUAACCUGCAGUUUCACAAGAGCAUAUAUUCACAGUAGAUAAUGAAAGGAGCAAGUUAAAUGAAUUUGGAUAUGCAGAAGAUAUUAAAAAACAUACAUUUAAGGAACCGCAGAAAGAGGGGGCAGGAAGUCAGAUUUUGAAAUGUUAAAUUGAUUGUAAAAUUAAUGAAAUGUAUAAACUUGGAAAGUAUAAAUAAUGGCAACUCUAUAGGCUAGUUGUUGACAAAUUAAUUUAUGUUCCCUGCAAAGGAUCAUUGGUGGCCAAGCAGCGAACCCUUUGUUGUGCCAUGCCCUAAACCACCUUACGACAAGCAGAGCACUCAAAGAAGUCAUUUCCAGAAGCCAGCCUGUAGAUUGAUUCGGCCCCUUAAGUUCGGCAAUAAGCGGCAACCUUCGCGUGGAAUAGGUAAGACUUUUAGGGGAAAGCUUCCCUUCCCUUCCCUUCUCUCUUUCCACCAAAACUAGACAAGUAAUAUAAAGGUGGUUCAGCUUCUGCUUCUGUUGUUGUUGUUUAGUCGUUUAGUCGUGGCCGACUCUUUGUGACCCCAUGGACCAGAGCACGCCAGGCACUCCUGUCUUCCACUGCCUCCCGCAGUUUGGUCAAACUCAUGCUGGUAGCUUCGAGAACACUGUCCAACCAUCUCGUCCUCUGUUUUCCCCUUCUCCUUGUGCCCUCCAUCUUUUCCAACAUCAGGGUCUUUUCCAGGGAGUCUUCUCUUCUCCUGAGGUGGCCAAAGUAUUGGAGCCUCAGCUUCACGACCUGUCCUUCCAGUGAGCACUCAGGGCUAAUUUCCUUAAGAAUGGAUGCGUUUGAUCUUCUUGCAGUCCAUGGGACUCUCAAGAGUCUCCUCCAACACCAUAAUUCAAAAGCAUCAAUUCUUCGGUGAAAAAUUAUUAUUUCAAUAAUCAAUUCUUUGGCAAAAGCAUUAUGCUUUAUUAAAUCUGUGUGCCGCCCUUCAUUGCCAAGAUGACAGGGUGGUUCGCAAUAUAAAAAAUACAAAAUGAGAUUGGAAAAUCCACAAUGAAACAAAAGCAAGCCAAUAACCCCUCUCCCAUGAACACAUUUCAAAGGCCAUAGAAUGUCCAGACAAGCCAAAGGCCUGGGAGAAGAGAGAUGUUUUUGCCUGGCACCUAAAGAUAUUUAGUGAAGGCGCCAGGCGAGCCUCCCUGGGGAGAGCAUUGCACAAAUGGGGAACCACCACAGAAAAGACCUGUUCUUGUGUUGCUGCCCUCUGGACCUCACGUGCAGCAGGCAAACGAAGAAAGCCCUCAGGUGAUGAUUGCAGGUUCUGGGUUGGUUCAGUUGCAGAGAGGUGGUCUCUAUCAGUUUGGCUGAUGUGAUGUGGUCGAAACUAUGACCUGUUGCAUGCACAAGUGUAGUCGGAAACAGCCAACAGAUGUCAAGUGUUGCUUGACGGAAACGGAGAUUGCUGCAGUAGUACAUUUGCUUAGAAAAUCAGGCUCCCUCGUGGCUGCUACUGAACUGUUAUUGAACCUUUUGCCACCUUCAGGCGGACCACAUGCUCCGCCAUUGAGUGAUGGCUCCAAAAUCUGGGCACAUUUCGCUGACCUAACAUGUAUUGAUUCCUAAUUCUCAGCUUCAACCACCUCCUGUGAAUUCCGGUUUCAAGCUGAUUCGUGAUAGUGGUAUUACACAGCAGAGGCAGAUUUGCAGGAGUGCGACCGUUCGCCUACACUGGGUGCUGAGCCAAGAGGCCACUGUGGGGGUGCCGCAACAAUUGCGAGCAAUGGGAGGCGAGAGGUGUGGUGGGAGCACCAAAUUUUGGUGUUGGCUUUGUUCCCCAUUAUCUGCACACAUGUCCCAUCGUCAGCUCUGUGUACAGUGCUGCAGAAGCCUGCAGCCAGAGAGAUGGUAGCAGAAAUGAGUUUCUACACCCUAGGCAACAACGAUCCUAUUCCAGUGCCUUAAACUCUUCCAUUCUCAGUCUCCACUUAAAUCACCUUCUCCUGAUCAUACAAGCAAUAGGCACCUUUCAGUUCAGUUCGAUUGAUGAAACACAAAGAACAGUAGCUCCCAGUUUGGGGGCUUUCUGUCCCAUUCCCCCCCCCAAUCAGGCUGCAAUGUUAGCUUGCAGGUUUUUCCUUGUCCUUAGAUCUUGGAUUAGAGUCUUUAUGGCAGUAUUAAUUUAAGCAAGUUCUGCUGACUUUGGCGAUUCAGUCUGCAGAAGCCAUCACUUGUGGCCUUCGUUUCCCAUUGAUUGGCAAAACCCUUUUUUAAAAAAAAGUGAUGUAAGGUACUGUAUUUACUUGAAUGUAAUGUGCACCUUUUUUGGCCAAAUUACACCGCAAAAAUUAGAGUGCACAUUAGAUUUGGUGGCACAUUUACAUUCUCCAGCAAAUGCUUUUUUGGUUUCAAGGUCUUGAAAAUUGAGGUGUGCAUUAGAUCUGAUGGGGCAUUGUUGUUGUUGUUGUUGUUUAGUCGUUUAGUCGUGUCCGACUCUUCGUGACCCCCUGGACCAGAGCACGCCAGGCACUUCUGUCUUCCACUGCCUCCCGCAGUUUGGUCAGACUCAUGCUGGUAGCUUCGAGAACACUGUCCAGCCUUCUCAUUCUCUUUUGUCCCCUUCUCCUUGUGUCCUCCAUCUUUCCCAACAUCAGGGUCUUUUCCAGGGAGUCUUCUCUUCUCAUGAGGUGGCCAAAGUAUUGGAGCCUCAGCUUCAGGAUCUGUCAUUCCAAUGAGCACACAGGGCUGAUUUCCUUCAGAAUGGAUAGGUUUGAUCUUCUUGCAGUCCAUGGGACUCUCAAGAGUCUCCUCCAGCACCAUAAUUCAAGAGCAUCAAUUCUUCGGCGAUCAGCCUUCUUUAUGGUCCAGCUCUCACUUCCCUACAUCACUACUGGGAAAACCAUAGCUUUAACUAUACGGACCUUUGUUGGCAAGGUGAUGUCUCUGCUUUUUAAGAUGGGGCAUUAGAUUCACAUAAACACGGUAUUUCCGUCUGCUUCUCCUCCCAGGAGAACCUUCGGUUCUGCCUUUAGUCAACUUCUCCGCAAUAAUUCAGCCCCACAAUAGCUAUUCAGCUUGUUUGCGAACGAUGACGGAUGGCUGAGCUAUAGCAAGCAGCACAUAGCCAGAGCAUGACAACUCCAGUCACACUUCCAUGUUUACAAGGGCGGCGGCGAGGAUAGCUUCCAUAUGUGAGCGUGUUUGUUGGAUUGCCAACAUGGAGCCAGCUGUUUGUCUGGAUUUGGGCUGGUCCUCUUCAAGGCAAGGGGACAGCGUCUCGGCAAAACAGGUCCCUAAAAGGCUAUAUGCACACACAAAGAAAUAUUCUGCAGAAAUCCAUCGUGGCUCCUGCAAGCCAGAUUUCUCAUAGAAGCUGGAGACAAUGCUUUGAAUGUAUAGGUCAGCAUUUGGGCUUUGCAUUCUUUGAAACAACCGACAGCUAACCUUUCCCUGGGCAUUAGUGUAGCUUCGCAGGGGCUGAAAAGGACAUCCUGGGUCACCAAGCCGAACGUGAAUGCAUUGUAGCCGGAUUUGCUAGUCCGGCUCUUAAGCCACUCCUGACAGUUGUUUAUCCAGCCUCGCUUUGACCUACUGAGCCACAAAAGAAACUGUGUCUGUGGACCAGUUCUGAACGGUGGAGACUUUUUUUUCAGGCUUCUAGCCAGAAAUGCUGUGAUGCAGGGAGCCUUCAGAUGCGUGUUGUGAGGGUGUUGUAUAAUGUGGAACAACAGAAGCCUCAACAAGUUAUCUAAGAGGUUAUCUCCCAUUGCAGUUAUCUAAUAUCGCAGAAAUUCAGUAAGAUGAAACCUUACCAUUUCUUAAAUGUUGUUGUUUAAUAAAAUACAUCAGCCCUGCUGAACUCCGAGGGCCUUCUAGCAGUUCCAUCACUGCUGGAAGUGAAAUUACAGGGACCCAGGCAGAGGGCCUUCUCGGUAGUGGCACCUGCCAUGUGGAACGUCCUCCCAUCAGAUGUCAAGGAGAUAAAGACUACAUGACUUUUAGAAGGCAUCUGAAGGCAGCCCUGUAUCGGGAAGUUUUUAAUGUUUGCCGUUUUAUUAUAUUUUUAUAUGUGCUGGAAGCCUCCCAGAGUGGCUGGGGCAACCUGACCAGAUGGAUGGGGUAUAAGUAAUAAAUUUAUUAUUAUUAUUAUUAUUAUUAUUAUUAUUAUUCACCUGGGACAGAUCAGGAAAGUGGCGUAGCUCAGGGGUAGAGCAUCUGUUUUGCAUACAGAAGGUCCCAGGUUCAGUCCCUGCCAACUCUAUGUAGGGCUUGGAGAGAACCCUUCUCUGAAACCCUGCUGAGAUGCUACCAUUCCGUGUAGACCAGUGGUUCUCAACCUGAGGGUCCCCAGAUGCUGUUGGACUACAAUUCCCACAAUCCCUGAGCUCUGGCCUUGCUAGCUAGGGGUGAUGGAAGUUGUAGUUCAACAACAUCUGGGGAACCACAGGUUGAGAAAGGCUGGUGUAGACAAUACUAAGCUUGAUGAACCAGUGUGUGCUGGUCCCGAGGGAUAACCGUGAGGCCGGUCCGUGAGACCGGUCCGUGGUCAAAGGUGCAACGUGGAGGCAGUCUGUAGUAGCUGAAGCUGGGUGUAGGGCAGGGAGUCGGGUGAAGUCAGGAGCUCCGGCAGAGAAGCAGGACAGGGUGCAGACAGGAACAGGCUACCGACAGCGUUGCUCCCGCAACUUGGGACUGGGGCUGGCUGGCUUUUAUCUGCCCUGAGGCAUAGGGCAGCCCCUGUCCACAAGUGACUCGGCCUCUCCUGGCCUGGAGGCGAGCACUCCUCCUGUGGGAACUUAGUUCCCUCCGCCUCUCUGCCCUGAGCCUCUGCAGCUCAGGAGAGGCUGGAGGGUUACCGGACCCAGAGGCAACCUCAGCUUCCUCUGACAGGGCUGAGAGUGGAGCACCUGCAGGCAAUGGGUCCUCCAUCACCUCAGGGGCCAGAGCAGACUCAGCUGAUGCCUGUACCUGAGGAUCCAGCACAGGUGAGGACCCUUCAGGUUCAAGCCCCAGCCCUGGCUCAGCUGGUUCUGGAGGCGGGGAAUCCUGUGCAGGCUGGGAUCCCUCAGGUUCAGCAUCCGAGUCCGAAUCCCAGGCCAUCACACAGUGGUCCAACUCACUAUAAGGCAGAUUCCUGUGUUCCUGUCUCCCGCAUGCAAUGUAGCCAUGCAAACCACCUGGAAGCAAGACUAUACUGUGCAUUUUCUGUCGCAGUUCCACUUGCAGCUCCUCCAUUGCCGGGCCGCCUUCCGAGAAUUUUCCAAGAGCAGAUCACUUUCAAAUACGACUACAAUGCCAGAGCCACCCCCUGCAUCCCCUAUCAAGGGAAGGUAAGGCCAUGUGCAUCCUGUGCUCUGGACAUUCAGCAGGAAGCCAGAAGGAUGUGUUUACCCCUAAGGCCUCCAGCACAUUGUUCUGGGACUAGGGAACGUCAUUGCGUGCGUUGCAGUCAGCGGCUUUGGGUAUUUGCAAACGGCAUGCCUGCUGUCAAACCAGCCCGAUGGCCUUAGAAAGACAGGGCAAUGUCUUUUUUGCGACUUGGUUGCCUUACAAAGAAGAUCCUGGGAUGUUGUAACAGAAGGCAAGAGGUGGGCAGGUGCUGGUCUUGACCUUUAAAGCCCUUUGUGGCUUAGGGCCCUCAUAUUUACGGGACCACCUCUCCUGGUAUGCCCUGCAGAGGACCUUAAGGUCCAUGAAUAACCAUAGUUUAGAGGUCCCGGGCCCUAAGAAAGUCAGAUUAUCCUCUACCAGGGCCAGGGCCUUUUCAGUGAUGGCUCCGACCUGGUGGAAUGCUCUGUCCCAUAAGACCAGGGCCCUGCAGGAUUUAACCUCCUUCCAUCGGGCCUGUAAGACAGAGCUAUUCCGCCUGGCCUUUAAUUUGAAUUCAACCUGAUCUUUUAUUUCCCUUCUCUUCCCUCCCCCUCCCUUUUUAUGAAGAUAAUCCACUCUGAGACUCCACAGCUAAUUCUCCCCUGGCUUCCUCGCUGGCCCAAGUAGGACCAAUUCAGCCAGCUAGCCCUGGGGAUGAUCUAAUGCUUAUUUCCCCUAAAUUGAUUUCUGAAUUUUGAAUUUUAUUGUUAUUCAUGUUUUUAUACUGUAUUUUAUUCUGCUUUUACAAUUAAGUUUUUGAAAUUUGUUGUUAGCUGCCCUGAGCCAGGUUUUUGAACUGGGAAGGGCAGGGUAUAAAUAAAAAUGUAUUAUUAUUAUUAUUAUUAUUAUUAUUAUUAUUAUUAUUAUUAUUAUUACCACUGUGAUGUGAGGGACCAAGGACUUCCUAGCACCCUCCACCUCAAAGACUAAAUUCAGUGCAGGAGGAAGAGUUUUUUGUUGUUGUUAAACUUCCCCCUUCCCACAUGCUGUGGUCCUGAUGUAGUCCCUUUAAAGCCCUAAACGGUCUCAGCCCAGUAUACCUGAAGGAGCAUCUCCACCCCCAUUGUUCAGCCUGGACACUGCGGUCCAGCUCUGAGGGCCUUCUGGCGGUUCCCUCACUGCGAGAAGUGAAGUUACAGGGAACCAGGCAGAGGGCCUUCUCGGUAGUGGCGCCCACCCUGUGGAACGCCCUCCUUUCAGAUGUGAAGGAAAUAAGUAGCUAUCUUAUCUUUAAAAGACAUCUGAAGGCAGCCCUGUUUAGGGAAGUUUCUAACGUUUGAUGUUUUAUCGUGUUUUUAAUAUUCUGCUGGGAGCCGCCCAAAGUGGCUGAGGAAACCCAACCAGAUGGAUGGGGUAUAAAUAGUGAAUUACUACUACUACUACUACUACUACUACUAUUAUUAUUAAAAUUGGAACCUUGUGUGUGUGGCACCUUAGUAUUACCUGUUGAUUCCUGCAUUACAGGAUGUUGGAGUAGAUGAUGAUGAUGUUGAUGAUGAUGAUAAUAAUAAUAAUAAUAAUAAUAAUAAUAAUAAUAAUAAAAAAUUUUAUUUAUACCCCACCCUCCCCGGCCAGAGCCGGGCUCAGGGUGGCUAACACCAAUAAAAUCAUAGUAAAAACGUAAUAGGGGGCAAAAACAGCAGCAGCAGCAACAACACCAAUUUAAAAUACAGGUUACGAUGACUCUUGAGGAGUCUUCCAACACUACAGACAUGGUUUGCUAAGUGUAAGAAUUAUUAUCCCUCAGUAUGCCUAGGACUGAGGCUCCUCCAGUGUCCCAGCUACAUCACUGCUGCAAUUAUGGUUGUAAGCAACCCCCAGGGAAGGUAUGAAGUCCGAUAAGAAAUUAAACUUCCGCUGAGAUUCUCUGAAGCAGGGGUUUGCAGAGCUGGAGAUUGCCAAAGGGCUGGAUCUAGACCUCCCCCAAGCCCCACGGCCAGGGCCACUCAAUUUCAAUAUCUUCAGUCUAGUAGGAGCUGCCUUUCAAAAACUUCUUUGGGACGUUAAUUCCAGUGAAAUUUUAAUUUAGUAAUUUGAUUUUAGAGCAAACAUUGCCUAUUUGAAAAGCCACCCGGUUUCUGGUAAUUUUGAUUAUUCCUUGGUAUCUCCCAGUACCAAACUUUCUUUAAUUUGGAGAUACGUGAAAAUUGACAGGCUGUCUUCUGCUUUUAUCAAAAGAUGCUGGUUUUAAAGUCCACAUUAAUUUUGUCGUACCACAAAUACCCAUUCCAUCCAGUCAUGUCCGAUUUCCAGGAACCACUCAUUUCUCAACUCCUUCAUUAACAUUAAGCAACAGGCUGCAAAGUACAAUUUUACGUUGGUAUGCCAAUCCUCCCCUUUCCUUUGCAUCUUGUAAUACUUUAACACGUGGUGUUUUUUCCCUUGCCAUAAAAACUUGAUUUUUUUUAUUUUGCCAUUGUCUGAAUGGUAAGUCAUUAGCUAUGACAGACAUUGUUUGGAACAAAAACAUCAUUCUGGGCAAUAUAUUCACAUUUUAUCACAAAAAUUUGACCCAGUAGAGACAAUUUUAAUUUCUCCCAUCCUAGCAUAUCUUUUUAAAUGUCCGUCCAUGCCUUAACAUAAUUAUUUUUGUCUGUUUGACAUUGUCUGUCAAGUGCUUCUGUACUGAGUGGACUUCUACGUUGGUAACCAAGAAAUGGUUAUGGGAUGAAUCAGGAUUAACGCUGGAGAAGAGAGAGAUUCCCACUGAAUCAGGUUUCCAAAUGGAGAAGCUUGUUCUCGGAGACAUGCUGCAACACAACAGAGCCCUGUUUGUUUCACUUUGGCUUGUUGUUGUCUCCCACCCCCGCUUUUAUAUAUAUAAAAUCAAAUUAAUCCUAUUCUUCUCAUGCAACCCUUAAUGGCCAAAGUCAUUUGGCAAGAGCUCAUAAAUCUUUGGCCUGCAUCAGCCAGGGGUUUGCAAUUGUAUCCAUAGCAACCCUUGUGGCAAGAAAUAAAAUUUGACGGGGAUAGGCACUGCCCUGCGGAAAAGAAAAUGCCAGUUUGCAAGAGCACCGUAGCCAUUUUCAAAUAAAAAAAGCAGAACUGGGCGGGCAGGAAAAGGGAUGGCAUUGGCAAGGUCUUGUCUCCUUCGUUUUCACCUGUUGCUUUCCCCCCGACGCCUUUCCUUGUUUUGCAAAGCAGGCAAGAUGAUGGCUCAGCCGUUCUUUUUCGCUCCCAGCUACAUCCCAGCCCCCGUUGGCCAGAGGAGAGGCCUGAGAGAGAGAGACCAGCCAGCGCUUGAGCUAAUAAAUGAAUUCAGCUCACAGCUGCAUCUCCUCACCGCCGAAGUCCCCCUGCUUAACAUCAACCUUGUUUCCCUUUCCAGAAACGCGGCGCUUUUGUGUGGACGAAGAUAAAACCGGAGAAGGGGGAGUCGGUUCCUGAGGGGACCAGAACCCAGCCGGGCGCUGGGGGACCUGAGAUGCUGGAACAGCCAAAAGCAGAGAAAGGGGACUCUGCGGAAAGUUGCAUGACUUCAGCCGGCCUCCACCUUCCAGAUCCCCCAGAGAUGCCCCCAGACUCCAACCUACGCUUAUCAGAAGCAGAUAGCGGCACAGGAGCCAAAACAGAUCCCGGAGCCCCGGAGAAAGGACAGGAGGGGGGUUCAGGGAUUUCUCAGGCAGGGGAAGGGGAUGUGAGCCAUCCCUCCGGGGAGAAAAGGCCUCUCAGCCCACCAAAGACGGGCUACCUUGAGAAACAGCAGGAGGACACCCCCAUCCAUGAAGCCGCACAGUCCCCGGCAGAAAUUCAGAAGGCCUAAGAGGUCCAAGCGUGGGGGUUGGCCUGGUGUAAUUUCAGUAACGCCAAACACAAACUGACACCAGCAAACGGUCUGAGGCGACGCACUCUCGCCUUUACAUAACAACAGCUGCAGCCUGCUUUGAUGCCUCUUGAAAAUGAGAGUCCUAUAUUUAUACAUAUAUAAAAUCCUAUGAAUCUUUUAUUAUGGUUUCUCUCCGCCGUUGCAGUUAGGUGAUUUCCCUGCCCACCCCCUCAAAUCAAAAUUAUCUGGAUUAUCUGCUCUCCUGAAUAUCGAGAGCGACUAAGGAGGCUGCUAAUGAAUAAUGAGCAAUUAAUGUCAACAA
Molecule: messenger RNA, 16446 nt
Organism: Podarcis lilfordi (Lilford's wall lizard)
Lineage: Eukaryota; Metazoa; Chordata; Lepidosauria; Squamata; Lacertidae
Source: the annotation of a GenBank genome assembly